Messenger RNA from Ambispora gerdemannii, 1569 nucleotides. The record is from the annotation of a GenBank genome assembly. Lineage: Eukaryota; Fungi; Glomeromycota; Glomeromycetes; Archaeosporales; Ambisporaceae.
AUGGAGAAGUUGAGAUAUCCAGAUUAUUGGAUGCAAGACUCUAACAUAUGGGGAGAUCUAAACAACUGGGACUUGUACUGGAUGGAGAUGGAGACACAGCCAAGCUCAGCUACUAGAGAAGACUCACAUAUUACCUUAUUAAACGAACUAAAGCAUCUCAAGAAAAUAUAUAAGCAUACACCUAUCGCUCAUGUAGUCCAUAAAUUGAAGAAAGAAUUGAAGAAAAUUGACAAUGACUCGCAGAAUAAAGAGACUUGGGAGGAAAGCGAGGCAAAGUUAUCUACACUUCAUCAGGCCAAUGAAACACAGGAUAUCAAGUUCGAUGACUUAGAAAUGGAGGAAGAGCAAAAUGAACCAUCAGCAUCAACUACUAAAGGAAGAAAAAAUAAACUGAAAUGGAAUUUGUUCGAGGAUUUAAAACCUACAGAAGUGGAAUGGAUGAUUGAUGGAGUAAAUAUAAGUCAUUCAUUUUUCCGCUUCAAAGAACAUGCGGAAUUCAUGGCAAAGGGAAAAAAACUGACUUACUCGAAGCAUCCUGGUGAAAUUCUGGCUCUAAGUUCUAUCCUUCUCUUGGAGGAGAAUUCUAAGCGUGCAGAGCUGGAUAUACCAGCGGAUAUUCGCACAAAUGUUUUUGAUCAGAUGAAGAUUAUUUAUCAAAAGCAUGACUUGCCACGAGAAGUUAAAGAGCUGUGUUAUCGCUGUGCCCGAAGACAGUCCAGGCAUGAUUUAAAAAAAGAAAUUGAUGAUGCUUUUUACGAUCUAAACGUCAUAGGUCCAUCUGACGAAAGAUUGCUAAGAAUUAGUAGGAACGUUUGGAUCCACAUCGAAGAAAACUGGUGCUCAAGUUUUAAUAAACCUCGAACCAUAGAGGACACAUAUGCUCACCAUUCAUUACACCCUUUGCUUCGACUAUUUUUCCCUGAUAGUCUAGAUCAAACAGUGGACUGGGCAAACAAAAUGUCAAUUGUAAGCUCUUCAAGAAAAGUAAAUGACAAAGGAGAGGGGCACAAAUCCAAUUUCAUGCUCACAGCUACUAUAAGAAAGAGAAAUUAUGAACUUAUGUUUGGUCUUUUUAAAUCGCCAUCAAUGAGUACCUCUUAUCUGGUGAAUGUUGAUCUAGUGGAUCUGGGAGUGUUGAUGAAAGAUUCGCUGGAUGACAUGUAUAAAGCACAGCGGAUUGAAUUGGAUAUGGCAGUUUUUGGAAUCCAUGCAUUUGGUAUGUACUGUAAUAAAAAUUUAUGGGAAGGGAGUAAAAAUUGGGAAGAUGAUUUAGAGAGCUUAACAUUCUGUUUGGCAGGUUAUAAUGUUCGCAUAUAUGUUAUGGAUCUUUCAUAUGACGCUGUAUAUAGGAUGUAUUUGUUGGGGGAGUUUGCAUUGUCAAGAAGUAAUAUUGAUCUGUGUUUGGUUGAAAAUGGGUUGUAUGAAGUGGAAAAUUUGGAGAGCUUAAUAGAAGAAUAUAUUAAAAGGCUCUCAUCACUUCCACUCACCAACAACAAUGGGAACAUGGCUCCGACUAAUAAGAUGAGAAUGACCAGGAAAACAGUAGAAACUCCUCGUUACAGUCCCUAA